Molecule: messenger RNA, 1595 nt
Organism: Manihot esculenta (cassava)
Lineage: Eukaryota; Viridiplantae; Streptophyta; Magnoliopsida; Malpighiales; Euphorbiaceae
Product: UV radiation resistance-associated protein
Exons: 6
Coding region: 255-1319 (354 amino acids)
Biological process (GO): SNARE complex assembly
Cellular component (GO): endosome; lytic vacuole
Molecular function (GO): SNARE binding
Source: RefSeq, a predicted model, not a curated record
UCUCCACCUGCCAUUCUUUCUCUAGCAUUUUACCGACCAAAAAAAAGAAAAAACAAGAGUAAAAUACCCUCUUUCUUUCCCCUCCAAUUUUCGCGAGAAAAUCAAACUUAUUUUCCCGAGAAAAUUAAAACCCAAACCAAGUACUUCCUGGCUCGAUGAUGUCCAACAAUUAAUAUAUUCUCUCUGCAGUACGAUGAGGUCAGGCCUUGACCUCUUAUUCAACCAAACUAUUACAUUUUCGAUUUCAGACGUUGAUGGAAGGGGACCGAACUCUUUCUUCAGAGUCAUCAAAGGGAAGCAAAUCAGAGAAAGUGAAAUUGAUCGACUGGGAAGAUUAUGAGCACGAAGUUGCGAGGUUGUGGAGCCUCUCUUCCGCCCUCAAAGAAGCGAAGGAAAAGAAGCUAACUCUUCAGCAAAAGCUUGACUCGUUCAUUCAGGUUGAAGCCAAGUCCUUAAGUAGAUUGAAUGAGCUUGAGGAGAUGCGCCAGCGAUUGGAAGCCAGAAAAUUAGCUAUGGUAAGCAUAUCAGCUAGUUCUAAGGUUUUAGCUGAGGAUGCCAAAAAGGAAGAGGAGAGGCUUAGUAUGGAAGUCAGAUCUCUUUUGGUUGCUGGUACUGCUCUUUCUAUAGCUAGCAAGCAACUUCAGGAAUCAAAGAGGUCCCUUUCUGGGGAGAGGGGUUAUGGUCGUUUCAAAAACCUGCAGAAGAAGCUACGAAUGAGGCAGCAAUAUAUGAUAUCACAAGUUUCAUUGCUUUAUCCAGUGAAGAUAUCAGCUGGACCUUCAGAGGAGCAAGAGCUUGACUCAUUUCCAAGCACUAGUAAAUCAGGGAACCACACCGGAUCUAAACCAACCAAUGAAGGAUCUUUGACGGUUUUAGGUCUGCAUUUGACUAUGCUUCCUUUCACAAAGAUGAGUUUUUUUACUGACAAAAAGGAAGUCCAGAAGUUUGCAACUGCCAUUGGAUAUGUUGCACAUGCUGUUUCACUCAUUGCUUCCUAUUUAGAAGUUCCUUUGCGUUAUCCUGUGCGCUUGGGUGGUUCUAGAUCAUUUAUUACUGACUACGCACCUUCUGUGGAGCCUGCAUCAUCUGACCUGUUAUUGAGUUCAUCAUCCUAUGUGAAUACAAAAGCUGUUGAAUUUCCCCUCUUUUUGGAAGGUCAAGAUACAACACGAGCAGCUUAUGCUGUUUUCCUGUUAAACAAGGAUUUGGAGCAACUUUUGAAUUAUAUUGGUGUAAAGAGUUUAGGACCACGGCAUGUGCUGGCUAAUUUGAAGGAGCUUACAAGGACAAUACAGUCUGCAGAAUUUUUAGAAACAUGAUUUGAUCUUCCUGUUUUGACCUUGAGUUAGCAACAUAUCUGUAAAUGAAUUUACCUGAAUUCAUACGAAGGUGCAUUUUUUUUUAAUGGAGCACCUUGCCAUAGAUGUUUGUCAAUUCCUACAAUUUGAUUGAUAGAAGCCAUGGUAAAAUGACUUCAAUGAGUUAGUGUGAAUUCUUUUUUGGAUUUUUCGAACCCAUCUGUCAGUAUUGAGAGACUAGUUUACCCGAAAGUUAUUAAGUUAAUGAUAAAUUUGAGAUAUUUUUGUUUGGUCAAA